Molecule: messenger RNA, 3424 nt
Organism: Saccostrea cuccullata (small rock oyster)
Lineage: Eukaryota; Metazoa; Mollusca; Bivalvia; Ostreida; Ostreidae
Product: heat shock 70 kDa protein 12A-like
Exons: 9
Coding region: 353-2341 (662 amino acids)
Source: RefSeq, a predicted model, not a curated record
AGUAAUAAAAAAUAAGCAUCCAAAGGAAAAGACAGCAUAAUUUGUGUAGUUUUAGAAAAAUGAAAUAUUUGCAACUGAACAAAAACGCGAUUUAGCGAUAAAAGGUUAUCUAGUGAGUCACGAAAUUCACCCGUGUUUGCACAGGUAGUAUAGGUGAUUGUUACGAUGUUCACGCCAUUUAGAGAUAACCGAAGUGGAAUAUUGCAAAUAACAGUCAUAAAUGAUUGAUUGCCACUGGAUAUAGAUGCCUUUAAAAGAUGAGUUUAUCAUUCUAUCUAAAGUGAAUUAGAAAUUUUAAAAACUUCCUGAAUAUUGAAAUGUGAUUGUGGAAACAGAAUUCAUCAACGUUGAGAUGGGAAACUGUUGGUCCAGAAACAGACAACAGUCGGGUUCAACUGCAAAUCAACAUAGAAACAACUAUGAUAAUAUUAAUAGUCACACUUCUAGAGGCAACGUUCAUGUUUAUGAUAAAAUCAAGAGUCAAAAUCAGAAUGAUUCCUCGAAUGAAUAUAUUGAUCUUCAGACAUCAGCUGGCACAAAAAGCUCUACGAAUUCUGAAGGAAUUUAUGCCGAUAUUGUAGAGACAAACGUUAGAAUACCACGACUUGGCAAAUAUCCAGUUAUGGCUGCAAUAGAUUUUGGGACAGCAUACAGCGGCUAUGCAUUUGCACUGAACAGUUCAGAAACCAAAAUACAACUUCCAACGUGGUCUGGCAGUGAAACAAUGACAAACAAAGCACCAACUGCAGUCUUAUUUGGACCAGAUAAGUCUUUUCUAAAGUUUGGAUACGAAGCUAUUGCGUACAUGCAAGAUAACCCAAACGAAGAAGAUCUCGAUAAAUUUUACUUCUUCCAAGAUUUUAAAAUGCUACUUUAUCAGACAGAGGAUUUAUCAUUGGAAACUAAUAUUCAAGAUGUAACGGGUCAGAAAAGUUUACCUGCAAUUGUAGUUUUCUCAAGUGUUAUUAAAUUUUUCUCGGACAAUCUAAUUUCUAAUUUUUCCAAUCGCUUUGGUGGUACAUCUUAUGAGCUGAGCGAUAUAUUUUGGGUAAUUACCGUACCUGCCAUUUGGAGUCUGAAAGCAAAAUACUUCAUGAGAGAGGCUGCUGCAAAAGCUGACAUACCAUUAAGUCAAUUGGCAAUUGCACUAGAACCGGAAGCAGCAAGCGUGUUAUGUCGUACAAUUGAAGUAUACGUCUCAUCGAAUGACGGAAUAGGAGGUGUGAGGAAAACUCUCUGUUCAAUACCAGAAAAAUCUACGUAUCUAGUCGUGGAUAUGGGAGGUGGUACAGUAGACAUAACUCUCCAUCAGGUCCUGGAAGGAGGAGGACUCCGUGAACUUCACAAAGCUAGUGGUGGGGACUACGGGGGAAACCAAGUCAAUAAAAGAUUUAUAAAAUUCAUUGAAGAGUUAUUCGGACAAAGUGUCAUAGAACUGAUCAAGCAGCAGCAUCCAUCUGACUGGGUUGAAAUUCUUACAAAUUUUGAGCACAAAAAGAGAACGACAAUGAAAUCUAACGAUCAGGAGAGGGUUGUUAUUAGAUUCCCUGUAUCAUUUGUGGAGGAGUACAACAAUCUGAAGAAUUCAGACUUCCAUGAAAGAAUGAAAUCCCUCGGCUAUGGAGACGAAGUAGAAGUUAAAAAGGAUAAACUUUACAUAAAAUGGAAACGUUUUAAGUCUUUCUUUGAUAUUUCCUUUAGAGGAAUUAAAAACUGUGUUGAAAACAUAAUAGAAAAUGGAAGUAAUACAGAAACAAUUCUAUUUGUUGGAGGGUUUGCAGAAUCACCUUAUCUAAUUCAAAUGCUCAGAGAACAUUUUAGUAAAUUUAAAGUUCUUGUGCCAGAAGACCCAUCUCUCGUUGUCUUGAGAGGAGCUGUGUUGUUUGGGUUCGAUCCUACUGUCAUUCGAUCAAGAGUGUGUCGAUACACUUACGGAUUUGCAAAUCAGAGACCAUUCGUUGAUGGGAAAGAUAAGAUUGAAAAGAAAACAGAGCACGGCGGACGAUUUUACUGCGAUGAUGCUUUUGAUAAACAUGUUGAGAUAGGGGAGAUGCUUCAACUCGGAAAAUUUCAAGAGCCGAAAGAUUACCAUCCAUUGAAAGAUGACCAAGUACUUAUAAUGCUUGAACUUUAUGCAUCAACAGAAAAAGAUCCAAAGUACGUAGACGACUCAUCUUGCCACUUAAUUGGUGUAAUGGAGAUUGAAGUGAAACCACGAAAACAUGGAGAGGACGGAACUGUCUCAGUCCGUGUCAAUUUUAGCGGUACUGAACUGGAGAUAGAAGCACGUGAAAAGAGAACAGGAAAUAUCACCAGAUCAACGUGCAAUUUCUUGGGAUAAUUCUUUUAUGAAUAUCCAAUUGGAUUUGUUCUUUCUUUGAAGAGGCAUCUAAAAUACAUUUAACUCACAAAAACAUGGUUUAAACAUUAUUUGACAAUCAUGAAUAAUAUUAUUAUGGAUAAAUUAUUAGUCUGAGAUGAACUCUAAGACAACAAAUUUUUAUUUUCAUGUAGAGUUUGGGAUUUUCUUUUAUUACCAAACAAGCAUUACCAUAAGAUUAAAACAGUAAUAAUAAUAAUAUAAAACCAUAUCAUUUUAAUAUAAUCUAUGGAACAAAUAGGCAUGCAAUUGUUUAUAUAAAAAAGAAAAUUGCAUCUGUUUUUAUUGUAUCGAUUAAGGGUGUCCGGAAGACAAAAGUACUUUUUUAAAUCCUCAAGAGAAUAAUUACUAUCAAAAUAGCUUUUUAUCUUUUUUAAGAUGAAAAAUUUUACGGGGAAGGGCUUUUUGACAUGAAAAGAAUACAUUUAAAUUAUUUUAAAAGAUUCUAAAAGCCAUCAUACAUCAUGUUAAGCUGCAAUGUAACUGUUACAUUCAUCAUGACUAUUGCUUCAAUAAUGUUUCCUUUUACUUUAUUAGAUUCAAAUAAUAAAUCUAGUGAGUAAAUCAAACAUCAAAGUGUUUUGUGUGGAGCCAGAAAGUUUUUUUUCUUUCAGACUAAGAUAGAUUUUAGAAGAAAAUAAUGAACUAUAAAUUCUAUUAAAACCUUCCAAACCAUUUUUUUUUCAUUUAUUACUUGUCUAAUAUCCCUUUGAAAAUCUUGCAAUGGUGGGGGGACACCAUUAAUUACAAAUCUAUACCUGACGUAUGAUCAUUGAAAAAUAUUUGUUUCGUUAAAGCAACCACGAUGGACCAUUCUGCCGCAGUGGGAUUCGCAACCAAGACGUAAGGACUUAAAUCUGCACUUCUAAUAGGGUGCUGAAAACACUGCACUACGCAUGUACAUAUACAUGUACUUUCAGUAUGUAGAGCAACAGAAGUGACUCCACGCAUCUUAUACUUUACUGUCUUGUCAAUCAGCUGAUUCAACUUAAUUGACUGCAACACUUGUUUCGAGUGCAAUCUUGUACACAUGACUUCAUUGAC